Molecule: messenger RNA, 1125 nt
Organism: Notothenia coriiceps (black rockcod)
Lineage: Eukaryota; Metazoa; Chordata; Actinopteri; Perciformes; Nototheniidae
Product: prolyl 3-hydroxylase 3-like
Exons: 5
Coding region: 268-1125 (285 amino acids)
Biological process (GO): collagen fibril organization
Cellular component (GO): endoplasmic reticulum
Molecular function (GO): collagen binding; protein binding
Source: RefSeq, a predicted model, not a curated record
AACUGCAACUUAACGUUCCUGAAAGUUAACGUAAACCCCUUAAAGACAUCGUUGGGCGCUACAAUGACCUCAAAACAAGUAAAAACGUUACAUUUAGUUUGAAUUAAACACAAUAAUUGAACAGCAGGAGACGUUAACUUUGUAUAGUAGUAGAUACAUCAUGUGAAAUUAUACUGAAAGCAAAUACUUUUCCACAAACAGGAGGAAACUUUCUCCCCAGUAUUUCCAUAGUCCCUCCUCUUCUCCUUCUCGGGGUUUCUUGGAACCAUGGCGCUGCUGCAGGCUGACCAUCUCACUGUAUACGUGGCGUUUCAUUUUGUUUUAAUAACAUUACUUAGUUUCACCUCGGCGACCCCGGGUAGAGGCAGCGCUAAUGUAUUGUCUCUGCCGCAGCCGUACGACUUCUUGUAUUACACCGGGGUACGGUCGUAUUUCGGUGAGGAGUGGGUGAAGGCAGCGGAGCUUCUGGAGAAAGCCAUCCUGACCAAGGAGUCCCUUUCCCGGGUACGCAGGCAGUGUCAUGAGGAGUGUGUGGAGGCAGGGAGAGAAGCAUUCAACAGACUGGACUCUGAGCAGGGGAGUCUGCAUGAUCUGUGGACCUUGGACUGGGUUCAGCAGAGAGCUGAAUGUCUGCGGUUCUGUGUCGGACGCUCGGUGUCACCUGCAGCACAACUCCCCGUUUCUACCGACAUAGAUUAUGAAUUUGGAUCUCGUAACCCCUACAACUUCCUGCAGGUCACUUACUACAAGUUGGAAAAGUUGCAGAAAGCGGCGUCUGCAGCUCAUACCUAUUUUGUGGCCAACCCCAGUCACUUGGAGAUGAGGAACAACAUAGAGAAGUACAGACGGAUGGAGGGAGUGACGGAGGAGGCCUUCCAGGACAGAGAGCUGGAGAAUGAGAAUCAUUGGGUCCUGUAUGAUUCUGCAGUUCAGUACGAGGCCUCCUCUGACUGGCUGAAAGCUGCAGAGAAAUGGAAAGAGUGUGUGAAUGAAACGCUGCGGCAGACAGACGAGUGCCGGCUGCAGUGUGAGAUGGCCUCCCAACGGCUGCCAGAGGACAGGGGGGUGGACGGUAGUAGGAGCGUUUAUGAGCAGGCUGCAGUUUCAGAGGCUGAUGAAGAGUAA